Messenger RNA from Abrus precatorius (Indian licorice), 1640 nucleotides. RefSeq names its product TBC1 domain family member 13-like. The record is from RefSeq and is a predicted model, not a curated record. The transcript is spliced from 9 exons. Gene Ontology annotation, biological process: activation of GTPase activity; intracellular protein transport. Gene Ontology annotation, molecular function: GTPase activator activity. Bases 178 to 1473 code for a protein of 431 amino acids. NCBI's taxonomy places the organism in Eukaryota, Viridiplantae, Streptophyta, Magnoliopsida, Fabales, Fabaceae.
CAACUGUUGUGCAUUAUUAUUAUACAGUUACAAUACAAUUGAAUAGUUCUUUCUUUGUAUUACUGAUUCACUGUUUUCAUUCCAUUCCACGGUGAAAUGCAAUGCGUUGCCUCCAUUAUCUCUUCCGAUUGAGAAAUCAAUUGAACAAACCCUAACCCAACUUAGCAGCGAUCGAAAAUGGUGAUGAAGAAGGUCCCCGAUUGGCUCAACAGCUCUCUCUGGUCAUCGCCUUCGUCUCCUCCACCCUCCGCCGCCGCCGCCGUCGUGACCCCGUCGGAGCCACCGCCUCGUCCCCCGUCGGAGCCCCCGCCACGUCCCCCGUCCCCUCCCAUCAUCGAAGAUCCUCCACCCACUCAGAGAAUCGAAGAUUCGCCAACCGAAGAUCACAGCGACGACUUUCCUUCUGCCAACGAUGUCUCUCACCAGGCUCAGUUGCUGGCUGAGUUGUCGAGGAAGGUGAUAGAUAUGAAUGAGUUGAGGAGCCUCGCAUGUCAAGGUAUACCCGAUGCUGCUGGAAUCCGUGCUACGGUGUGGAAGCUUUUGCUGGAAUAUCUUCCGCCAGAUCGAGGGCUUUGGUCAUCUGAAUUAGCAAAGAAGAGGUCUGAGUACAAACAAUUUAAAGAAGAGUUUCUUAUGAAUCCUUCAGAAAUCACAAGGAGGAUGUACAGCUCCGCAAGUUGUGAUGCUGGUGAUUCCGAAUGUGAAAGGGCAUUGCUCUCUAGAUCCGAAAUCACUCAUGGGGAGCAUCCUUUGAGUCUUGGGAAGACUAGUGUAUGGAAUCAGUUCUUCCAGGACACAGAGAUCAUAGAUCAGAUUGACCGAGAUGUAAAGCGCACUCAUCCUGAUUUGCACUUUUUCUCUGGCGAUUGUGAGUCUGCAAAUCUUAACCAGGAAGCUUUAAAGAACAUAUUGAUUAUUUUUGCAAAGUUAAAUCCAGGUGUGAAAUAUGUUCAGGGGAUGAAUGAUAUAUUGGCUCCUUUAUUCUAUGUGUUCAAAAAUGACCCUGAUGAGGAAAAUGCGGCCUUUGCUGAAGCGGACUCAUUCUUUUGUUUUGUUGAGCUAUUUAGUGGGUUCCGAGAUAACUUUGUUCAACAACUGGACAAUAGUGUAGUGGGAAUCCGUUCAACUAUUACAAAAUUGUCUCAGCUUUUAAGAGAAAAGGAUGAAGAGCUGUGGCAUCAUCUUGAAGUCACUUCUAAAGUCAAUCCCCAAUUCUAUGCAUUUAGGUGGAUUACUCUCCUGUUGACUCAUGAGUUCAAUUUGGCAGACAGCAUUCACAUUUGGGAUACUAUUUUAAGUGAUCCAGAGGGUCGACAGGGGACUCUCCUCCGGAUAUGCUGUGCAAUGAUAAUUCUCAUUCGUAAGCGCCUCCUGGCGGGUGAUUUCACUUCUACUCUCAAGUUGCUACAAAAUUAUCCCACUACAAACAUCAGUCAUUUGCUCUAUGUUGCCAAUAAAUUUCGUGUACAGUAGCGUAAUGGUUCUUGCCCCUGAUUUUUAGCAUUUUGCGUUUGUAUCUCUCUCAAAUUCCAAUGCUUGUAAAUGACUCUAAAUGUCAGGCUCAGAGCAGUAACUGUAUUUAUUCAUCUUUUAAUUUAAUAUUCUAGUGUAUUUUUUUUCUGGUUUAGUCAAUUUUUGCU